Molecule: messenger RNA, 3473 nt
Organism: Plutella xylostella (diamondback moth)
Lineage: Eukaryota; Metazoa; Arthropoda; Insecta; Lepidoptera; Plutellidae
Gene: mAChR-B
Product: muscarinic acetylcholine receptor
Biological process (GO): positive regulation of MAPK cascade; adenylate cyclase-activating adrenergic receptor signaling pathway
Cellular component (GO): plasma membrane
Molecular function (GO): G protein-coupled receptor activity
Source: RefSeq, a predicted model, not a curated record
UCGCGCCCGCCUCGUCGUUUCCGCCCGCCCCGCUCGGCGCUCCGCACUCUCUAACCUACAUUCGCACGUAAAUUUGUAUUUCGAACGCUCGAAUUCGGAGUUAUGGAGCGGAUGAAAAAGUAACUUUUGUUAGUGGCCAGCCUUUUUUUUGGAAGAUUUAAGUUUAAACUAUGUUUUUUCGCAUUGGAACUUUGCCGUUUUGCUGUUAUGAGAUGAUCCAGCAGUGACGCGGGAGUGAGGCAGCUGCGGCAAAAUGGCGGCGUCGGUACUUCCGGUCUCCGCCGGCCACUUCCGGCAGAUAGCGCCUUGCAGCACCUAUUCUUUUACACGCAUUUAAAGCUCAAAUUAACAUCUCCUCCGGCCCUCACGUUAUGUUGACGUGAUCUUUCUUCGAUCACAUGGCAGGUCAAGCCCAACAGAGACAAUAAUUCAUCGCCUUCGAUAUACCACUAUGGAAGUUAACUCGACUGCGUCUACCAUCGGGGAUGAUUUGAACAGAACCACUCCUAUUUACACCAUCGGCACCAGUUUUAUUACUCAAUGGAAGUUACAAAAGAUGAAGCAGCGCACGUGCCUGACCCCUUCAGGCGGCUACCAGGAGUGCGGCUACACGGCACCCAACGGCACCAACUACACGGAGGUCUACUACAUCAACACCACACUGGAGAACAUGUUCACGGUCGACGGAGAAAUGGAUCCCGUGCUGCCCCCGUUCCCGCUCUGGCUAGCAGUGAUCGUGGCGACGCUGCUGGCGCUGGUGAUCCUGCUGACGGUGAGCGGCAACGUGCUGGUGCUGCUCGCCUUCCUCGUGGACCGCACCAUCCGCCAGCCCAGCAACUACUUCAUCGCCUCGCUCGCCGCCACCGACCUGCUUAUAGGUACUCUAUCGAUGCCAUUUUACACGGACUACGUUUUGAAAGGCUAUUGGCAUUUAGGGCCUCUUUUGUGUGACCUGUGGCUAUCAGUCGACUACACGGUGUGCCUAGUGUCCCAAUACACGGUUCUGCUGAUCACUGUUGACCGGUUUUGUAGCGUCAAAAUAGCAGCACGAUACAGAGCUUGGAGAACCAAGAAUAGAGUUAUCUGGAUGGUCACCGUCACAUGGAUAGUGCCGGCUCUACUGUUUUUCACAACCAUAUUUGGAUGGGAACACUUCGUCGGAUACAGAGAUUUACAAGAGGGUGAGUGUGCUGUGCAAUUUUUGAAAGAUCCCAUUUUUAAUACAGCUUUAAUUAUCGGAUAUUACUGGACGACAUUGUUCGUGUUGAUAGUUCUGUAUGCGGGAAUAUUUAAAACUGCUUAUGAUAUGCAAAAGAAAAGUGAGGCGAAACAAAGAAAAAUGCAGUCUAUGGUCGCUUUGAGCGCCGGCGUGAUGUCGGGCAUGGCGGGCCGCGCCGCCGGCGUCUCGGGGCUAUCUAAAGCCACUAUCACUAGUGAGGACCAAAUGAAAGUAUCUGAAAGUAUCCGUAAAGACUCUACAUCUAAAGGAUCUUUAGCCGCUCCACUAUUAAAUCUUGGAGGAUCGACCGAUUCGAACUCCAGUCAGAAAUCGUCUGCCCAUAAAAGUAGUGCCACCGUUACCGGGACUUCAACUACGAUAGAAUCAGAUGGAGAUAAGAAAGAAGAUCAAAUUGAGGCGGAACGGUCUAGCAGCCCGGCUUUUGACUCUGAUGAAGAAAGUACAAAUCAGCCCAAUACUAAAAAACGUCCGUCUGUAGCAAACUUAGUUAUGCAAACCGGUGCCUUGCAGUUACUGAACAAUAUGCGUAUGAAUGGUGGUAUGUUGAUGAAGCCAUCAGAUAUGAAAUCUGCUGCUACGACCCCCAAUCCCGAACCUGAUAAACCGAAGCUCUCUCUCUCACAAAUAUCUGAAAAGAGUCUUCUAGACACUGAUAACCCCGAGAGCCAAUUGUCUCAAUCAACUGUACCGAUGUCUCAAACUUGCGUUACGUCUCCAACGUCGUCAGGCAUAGCGACACCCUCCGAGCAAGUCCAAACAACGAUAGCUCAACGCAUUAUUCCCCCACCAUCGGAGUUCCGAGCUAGUCCACCAGUGUCUGAAAGUCCUCCUUCUCAAUCGGAAUCAACACGGGCAAGAAAAUUACGUUUAAUGCGAGGGGAUGGCACAACUUAUGAUGUCCUUGUGGGCUUGGAUGGUGCUGAUCUAAGAUUUAUGGAUGAAAGCUCCGUUAUUGUUCCGUCACCUACGAUAGAGAGUCCCCCUUCAUCGAUCACCUUUCCAACAGCUACUGAUGAGCUGGGAUCUCCUCCGGCUUCUAAUUCAGGAAAUGCAGCUGCUACUAAUUCACUGUUACAAGCUGCCCUCAUACGAGCAACAGCCGAAGCGCAAGUAGUUAUUCCAAAGAACACAUUUUCUCCACCGGCCACUGUGAAGGUGAACACAGAGGUGAGCCUCACUAUCGGGGAGCGUCCGAAACCAGUCAUCACAUUAGUAACCUCGUCUUCCAAUAACAAUGAGUCACAAGGAUCAAAGCCUAUUGAAACCAAAACGUCGCAAUUAAAACUCAAUCCUGCCAUAAGUCCAGCAAUUGAGAACAGCGACGUUUCCAGCACGGCCGUAACUGGGUCAGGUCGUGGUGAUUCAAAGAAAGAGUUUGUGAAAAAUAUAGGAAAAAAGUUGAAAGUAAAGCGUUCGAAACGUGAUGGAUUGUUUCCCAGCAUCGGGCGGCAAAAGUCAAAGUCUGAAAAUAGAGCGAGAAAGGCGUUCCGAACCAUAUCUUUUAUUUUAGGAGCAUUCGUCGUGUGCUGGACUCCAUAUCAUAUUUUAGCAUUAGUGGAGGGGUUCUGUACAGACCCUCCGUGCAUCAACAAACAUCUGUACAUGUUUUCAUACUUUUUGUGUUAUGCAAAUAGCCCUAUUAACCCGUUUUGCUACGCGUUAGCCAACCAGCAGUUCAAGAAAACCUUCACGAGGUUGUUACGGGGGGAUUUCCACAUUACGUAGGGGUCGGUGAGAUACGUAGGGUUUAAGAGAGCGUAAAACUGCACAAAUAAACCUUUACUUAAUCUGAAUUGAGAUGUUGUUAAUGAUAAGACAAUACAAGUUAGCGUACUAUGAAGUAUUUAAGCUUUUGAUGUGUAGGGGUAUAGAAAGGACUAUUCAAGUACCUUUAGAUUGAUGGUGUAUAGUGGUGAGCCCUUCUCAAAUAAUUACAUCUUGUAACAAUAAUUGUUGAUGUAAAUAGUUGUUAGUGUAUGUAUAGUUGGCAGAUUGUAUAUUUUUAAAUGUGUAAACUGAUCUUUUAGAUACCUAUUUAUAAAGUUCAGAACUGACAAUAAAAAUGUUAGAUCAUGUAUAUAAUGUUAAGGUGUAUUAAGAUAAAUGUGUCGGAAGUCUCUUUGAAUUUCUAGCGAAAAAAUAAUAAUUAGAAAGAUCUCCUGUAAGGACGCUAUUUAAGAACAUAAUGUAAUACAUAUUUAGGAUCUAACCUACGAUAAGUAGGCCAAAGGCA